Parnassius apollo (apollo) is the source of this 1026-nucleotide messenger RNA. The record is from the annotation of a GenBank genome assembly. Lineage: Eukaryota; Metazoa; Arthropoda; Insecta; Lepidoptera; Papilionidae.
AUGACUAAGGAUGACUAUCCUGGGACUAGGUAUGCAGCGACCAAGAAUGGUUGGAUGGAAACCGAUGUAUUUGAGAGAUUUUUUGAAAAAGUGUUUUUGCCGACAGUGGGUCAAAAACGACCGAUAUUACUAAUAUAUGAUGGCCACUCAACCCAUGUAGGAUUAAACAUAAUAGAAAAAGCACGUGAAGCGGACAUCACUAUUUUGAAAAUCCCAGCACACACCAGCGACAAUCUGCAGCCGCUAGAUUUGGCAGUAAAUAAGUCUUUUAAGGACAAGUGGGAUCAGGCCCUUGUAAAGUGGCAAAGAUUGCAUGUGGGUGAAGUGAUGCCAAAAAAAGACUUCUCAAAGCUUAUUGGCGAAAUUUGGGCUCAAGUAGAUCCUAAAGUUUGUGUUGCUGGGUUUCGCAAAGCUGGUAUUUAUCCUUUUAACAAUAAAGCAGUGCCAGAAGAAAAAUUUCACCCAGACCAACUUGCGAAAUAUAAAAAACAGCUUUGCCAAUCCAAUGAACCUCAAACUCAAGACCAAAGUACUCAGCCAACUCCUGGCCCAUCAUGGGCCAAAGAAUUAUCCAAGAAUGAAACUGAGACUCCACCCGUGAGCAACACAAGUAUCGGUGUUCCAUCGUCAUUACCUUCAUUAAUUUCCAUCUGUUUGAAAAAAGUAAAUGAUCAUGAUAAAAAAUGCUUAUCUGUAAAAGACAAACACCAUUCUGACGCCGAAACUGCUGAAACUACACAGUCUAAUGAUUUCAAUGCUAAAAAAAUUACUAUUAUAGAUGAUCGCCUAGUAAAGUGUAAGUAUACUUUUGAAGAAUUGUUGCUUCAGAAAAUAAAAUCAGGAUCACCACAUAACAAAGAAAAACGUACAAAAGUUCCUUGCGGUGCCGAAGUAAUUACAAGUGAAGAAGUAUUUAAAAAGCAAAAACAUACUGAAGAAGAAAAGAUGAAAAGAAAUAAAGAAAAAGAGGAAAGAAUAAAAAAAAAUGGAGAAAAAAUUAUUAAAAGACAUAAAUAUAAAAACUAG